UUUGGGAGGGAAAGAAGAUGAUGCAUAAAUUUUGAUGUCUUUAUUGUUAUUAUAAUAAUUAUCUUUUCAUCAUUUCACAAUUUUAUUUUUAUAAUAAUACAAUAAUAAAAUAAUUAGCUUCCUAAUGAGUAGAAAAGAAAAAAGAAAAAACAGAAAAAGGGUUCUGCUACCCUGCAUCUCACGCAAGCCUUUACAAGAAAGAAAAAAAAAAAAGGUUGCAACUUUACGACACCUCUCUCGACUUAAUAAAAUAAAAUAAAAUAAAACAAAGUCACUCGCUCGCUGACUCACUCGCUGACUAACUCAGUGUAUCUUCUUCUUUGAACUUUCUAGUCACUUCCGACUAGUUCCUCCUCUCCUCUCCUUUCCUUUCAAUUCAAUUCUCCAAACACGCCGGAUUUCACGUGACUCUCCACACAGACACCGUAUCAAUCAUGCGGAUCACACUCUAGUUGGAAUUCAAUUCCACGGCAACUUCCAACUUCCAACUUAUACAUUAUCAAUGGAUCUAAUACUGAUUACUGCAAAUUCAAGCCAUUUUCUUUCUGUAUAGGAUUCUUCUUUUCUUUCUUCUUCUUCUUCUUCCUUUUCUCUUUCUUCUUUUUGUGGAGAUUAUUGUAAGGUAUAUAAAUGAAGCAGCGAAAGGUGACACUGCAGCAGCAGAAAUCUCAGUAUAAUAAAUGGAAGAGAAAAGUAGUGGCAGUGUUGUUGUUAGGGUUUUGUUUUGGGAGUUGGAUUCUGAUGCAAACUCAUUACACGAGAGUUCUAGCUCUUGCUUCUUUGCAGUCCCGUUUGCUCCCUAAUAAGCCUAAAAUUGCUUUUCUUUUUAUUGCUCGAAAUCGCCUUCCUCUUGACAUGGUUUGGGAUGCCUUUUUUAAGGGUGAAGAAUCUAGAUUUUCAGUUUUUGUUCAUUCUAGGCCUGGAUUUCUGCUCAAUAAAGCAACAACAAGAUCUGAGUACUUUUUAAAUCGGCAAGUUAAUGAUAGCAUACAGGUAGAUUGGGGAGAAGCAAGCAUGAUUGAGGCGGAGCGUAUAUUGCUAAUGCAUGCAUUACAGGAUCCUAAGAAUGAACGUUUUGUUUUCCUCUCAGACAGCUGCAUACCUCUUUACAACUUUGGCUAUACUUAUGAAUAUAUCAUGUCAACAUCGACUAGUUUCGUAGACAGCUUUGCUGAUAACAAAGAGGGUCGUUACAAUCCAAAAAUGGAUCCAGUCAUUCCUGUUCAUAACUGGAGGAAAGGAUCUCAGUGGGUUGUUCUGACUAGAAAGCAUGCAGAGGUUGUAGUGAAUGACACUACAGUCUUUCCUAUAUUCCAACAUCAUUGCAAGAGGAGAUCGCUACCUGAGUUUUGGCGGGAUCGCCCCUUUCCUGCUGAUACAGCCAAGGAGCACAAUUGUAUACCUGAUGAACAUUAUGUCCAGACAUUAUUGGCUGAAGGCCUUGAACGAGAAAUCACACGAAGGUCGCUGACACAUAGUUCAUGGGAUCUGUCAUCCUCAAAGGAUCCUGAACGCCGCGGAUGGCAUCCUCUUACCUAUAAAUUCUCUGACGCUACUCCCAUGCUUAUAAAAUCUAUUAAGGAUAUUGACAAUAUUUAUUAUGAGACUGAAUAUCGUAGAGAGUGGUGCAGCAGCAAAGGGAAACCAUCCAAAUGCUUCCUUUUUGCAAGAAAAUUCACCCGUCCUGCUGCUCUUCGUCUUCUUAAUAUGUCGGUGCUGGGAGCUACCCGUAAGUCGGCAAAUAAGUCAUGAUUCCUGACAGUGCUGAAGUGACUUCCUUUUGUAGGCAUGAUGGUAGAUACAAAUGUUUAGCCUUAACCUAUACAGAUAAAAGUAGUGAAAUGUUCAGUGAAGAGAGCUGUAAAUUAGAAAGGAAAGGAAAAUUUGUUGAAAACAAGAAGAAAAAAUAUCUUAAAUACAGUGUACAUUUUUCUCAUUUGUCCAACCACAAAAGAAAAAGAAAAAGAAUAAAGGAAAACAACGAUAAGUUUGAUUUGCUGCA
Messenger RNA from Ricinus communis (castor bean), 2002 nucleotides. Its product is annotated as glycosyltransferase BC10. Gene Ontology annotation, molecular function: glycosyltransferase activity. Bases 631 to 1752 code for a protein of 373 amino acids. The record is from RefSeq and is a predicted model, not a curated record. Gene Ontology annotation, cellular component: membrane. Lineage: Eukaryota; Viridiplantae; Streptophyta; Magnoliopsida; Malpighiales; Euphorbiaceae. The transcript has 11 exons.